Molecule: messenger RNA, 2545 nt
Organism: Chelonoidis abingdonii (Abingdon island giant tortoise)
Lineage: Eukaryota; Metazoa; Chordata; Testudines; Testudinidae
Gene: ZMAT3
Product: zinc finger matrin-type 3
Molecular function (GO): zinc ion binding; nucleic acid binding
Source: RefSeq, a predicted model, not a curated record
CUCUGUGUCCGGUUCUACUGACUUUUCUGACUGACGGCCCCUCAGAUCUAGUGGGGAGCAACCCGACUUAAGUUGUCAUGAAAAAGGAAGAAAGGAGGAGGUGAAGAUCUCAGCUGGGGAUGUGCAGGGCUGGCCAGCUCCAGGUACAAGGGAUUGCCUGCAGAUUGCUUCUCUGAGUCCCUCCUCCCAGAAUCAGGAGAGUCUAAGCUGAAGAAGAGUCUUCCUCCUUCAAUAGUAACAUGCCAGCAGUCCUCCCAGCCAAUGAUUCUUUUGCAGCAGGCAGGACUUCCUCCUCAUCCUUGUCCUGAGAAGCCUUCAUCUCCUCCUAUGUCAGUGGCCACAAGGCCAAGAGCCAACUCACCACUGUCCCCACAGAAACCGUUUGGACUGGGGCCUUCCUUGCAGCACUCACAAGAAGAGGAGCUUACAAAGGAUCCUGUGCUGGAGGAACUAUGUAAGCCUCUGUGUUGUAAACUUUGCAAUGUCACUCUGAAUUCAGCACAGCAAGCCCAGGCGCAUUACCAGGGUAAAAACCAUAGUAAGAAACUUCGGAAUUACUAUGCUGCAAAUAGUUGCCCAGCUCCUGCCAGAAUGAGCAAUUCAGUAGAGCCUGCCAUGCCUCAGAUUGUCUCCCAUCCAGCUCAGAUGAGCGCCUCUAAACCAGGAGGCCGAGUGAUCAUGGCCACCGAGAAUGAUUACUGCAAGCUUUGUGAUGCCUCAUUUAGUUCCCCAGCUGUGGCCCAGGCUCACUACCAAGGAAAGAAUCAUGCCAAGAGGCUACGCCUGGCAGAAGCACAGAACAACUCAUUCUCGGAUACAUCAGAACUGGGCAAACGGAGGGCACGGAAAGAAGGGAAUGACUAUAAGAUGAUGCAGAAUAGAAGAAAUGUGUAUGCGGUUCAGAACAGUACAGGUCCCUACUUCAAUCCACGCUCCCGCCAGCGAAUUCCUCGUGAUCUCGCCAUGUGUGUCACCCCAAGUGGCCAGUACUACUGUUCCAUGUGCAAUGCCGGGGCUAGCGAAGAGAUGGAGUUCCGACAACAUUUAGAAAGUAAACAGCACAAAAGCAAGGUGUCUGAACAGCGGUAUAGGAAUGAGAUGGAGAAUCUUGGCUAUGUACAAUGACACGCUAUCCCUUGGUAGUGGUUUGCAAAUAGAGCAGCUUGUCUCGCCUGCUGUUUGCCACAUGCCCUGCUUUGUGCUCCAUUUGAUAGGAGUAUGCUCUCUAGCUAUAAUGUAACACCUGCAAACUUAAUGGUAUGGUUAGGGGUUUUUAUAUCGCUGUUGGCAGGAAUAUGCUCUGCAGGAUGUGAAGUGGUUUUAAUGUUUGUUUGCUUGUUAUCUAAAGCUCUUCAUUGCAUUUUGGGGGAGCCCUGUCCUCCCCCAUGCCCUGUUGCAUGAAUGUGCAAGGCCCAAGAAGCACUGGGACCACCACGGUUCUACCAUGCAGGCAGGGUAUGUGGAGACGCAACACCCCUUUUGGCGUGUCCUGGAGCUGUGCUCCACAGCAUCACUCCACAGCAGGGGGACUUUAUGGGCAGGCUAGAGAAGAGGAGUGAACAGAGCCAGCGGACGUGUGAAUGGCAUUGCUGGCCACACAUCCCUGCUAGCAGAAGCGUCAGAGGCUAAUAGCCUCAAAUACAACUUACAGCAGGUGCCUCCUGCAUUCCUGUCAGUAUGGCACAGAGGCUGUGCACAUACCCUUAGGAGUAUCCUAUCUCUCUCACCCUCACAUAGGCCACCCCCGAGUGUUUAGACUUCAAGUGGCUGGUGAGGAUUUCAACCUAACGUCUGCAUUAGGAGAGUAGCUGAUCUGUUAACAUCAGCAGAUAUUCUCUUCUGUCAAGGAGGAUAGAUUCUGGUCCAUUCUUGGCAAUGGAUUUUUACCACACUGGAGCCAAUAGGCAUCUUUAUGCAGUGUGGGUGAAAUUCACCUAUGGGAGCAGGGCCUGUGCAGGGCCCAGAGAGCAACAGAAGCGAAUAUAAUCUGAUGGAGGCUCUGUACUGAGCCUUGGCCCUCUAUAGGACAGCAUGGAUAGUGCAAUGAGGAUGGGCUGGGGAGGAAUCGUGGGUCCAAACACUCUAUCAAAUUGGUGCUGAGGGAGGUCAGGUGCUGUUCUCCAGCCUGUAGUAACUGUAGAGGGGGUGGGUCUGUGAUGUAGUAAAAUUCUCUGGAAAUUGGGGAUUAUUGGAUUUCAACUGCCUCAACUGCCACUCCAUUCAGCUGCACUAAGCCUGACAGGUGUUAUAUGUGCAAAGUGAAAUUCACCCUUGGACAAGAGCUGCUCGUGUUGGGCAUAUUUCCUUUCUUCCCUUUACUCUAAGUCUCAGACUGGGCUUUCCUUUAUCUUGCUUCCCACUGAACAUCAGCGUUUUAGUCUUUUGUUUUAGGGAAGGAAUAAUGAGCGUGAUUGUCAUAUUCUCCCAUGUAUUAUCUCCAGGCUAGGCUGCUGUGCUGCCCCUUAUUAGGGUGACCAGACAGCAAGUGUGAAAAAUUGGGACGGGGGGGAGGGAGUAAUAGGAUCCUAUUUCAGAAAAAGCCCCA